Molecule: messenger RNA, 2160 nt
Organism: Cloeon dipterum
Lineage: Eukaryota; Metazoa; Arthropoda; Insecta; Ephemeroptera; Baetidae
Product: serine/threonine-protein kinase pim-3-like
Exons: 3
Coding region: 176-1117 (313 amino acids)
Biological process (GO): negative regulation of apoptotic process; protein autophosphorylation
Cellular component (GO): cytoplasm
Molecular function (GO): protein serine/threonine kinase activity; ATP binding
Source: RefSeq, a predicted model, not a curated record
ACCACCGUCGUAGAGAAUUCGAUUGAGCGGCAGUCGUGUAGGUUGAGCGGUUGGAGUCGCACGCGUCUCUGUCGCUCGCUCCGCAUUCAACCUCAGCAACCAAACAGCAGCCAAGCGGCGCACAGUGUCUCACGUGCCCACCAGUUCAGUGUCAGUGUCCGGUCCUGCGUCCACCAUGACCUACCGCGACCAGUUCGACCGGCUGUACCGCGUCGGCCCGUGCCUCGGCAAGGGCGGCUUCGGCGUCGUCUACGCCGGCCUCCGCAACGACAACCUGCCCGUCGCUAUCAAGCACAUCUCGAAGCAGAAAAUUUCGGACAUGGUCCUGAUGGGACACCAGCGCGUGCCCAUGGAGGUGUACCUGCUGUCCAAGGUGUCCAACCUGCCGGGCGUGAUCGGCCUGCUGGACUACUACGAGCGGGACGACAGCGUCAUCAUCGUGAUGGAGCGUCCUGAGAGCGUGAAGGACCUUUUCGACUACAUCACCGACAAGGUGGUGCUGAACGAGUUCCUCGCGCGCGACUUCUUCCGCCAGAUCGUGCACACCGUCCUGCAGAGCCACAAGGCUGGCGUCAUCCACCGCGACAUCAAGGACGAAAACAUUUUGGUCGACCUCAAGACCAACAAGCUCAAGCUGAUCGAUUUCGGGUCCGGCGCCCUCCUCAGGGACACCGUCUACACCGAUUUUGAUGGUACCAGGGUGUACGCUCCGCCCGAGUGGAUCCGCUCCGGCAAGUACUUCGGCCGCAGCGCCACCGUCUGGUCGCUGGGCAUCCUGCUGUACGCGAUGGUGUGCGGCGACGUGCCCUUCGAAUUGGACGACGAGAUCCUGCGCGCCAACAUCGUCUUCAAGAGCAGAAUGACGCCCAACUCGAAGCCGCUGAGGCUGAGCGCCGAGUGCAUGGACCUGAUCAAGCAGUGCCUGCGGCUGAACCCUCGCGAGAGGCUGGACAUCGACAAGCUGCUGCUGCAUCCGUGGUUCCGGUGCCAGCUGCCCGAGUGCGAAGACGAGCUGAUCGCGGCGGAGCCGGCGUCGGCCGAACAGGCCGACGAGGAGGUGCAGUACGGCCCCCUGCCGCCGCUCAGUGUCGCCCUGGGAGAGGAGGCCGCUCCUUGACCUCACGGACGCUAGAUGGACAAUUGAUAGGGGCGCGGGGCACGCACACCACACGUGCCUCGCUCGAGCUGCUUUUUUUCCUCCUCUUUCGUUCGGCGAAGUUCGCCACCGUGAAGGCUGUGCUAGUGUUUUAAGACCGAGUCCGUCCGCGCCGAGCGACGCCAGCGUGCGACCCCCGGGCGCCGCGGCCGCACGCGCGGACGGCAAAAAAAAACUCUGUGAUCGACCAGGAACUGAAACUUCCGGUCCGCGCCGAUGGCUCUGCGUGUGUGUGUAUAUAUUUCGCGUGCGUGCCAAGAGCCAUCGCCCAAUCUACUUAAGAACGAAUUCAUUCAUUCAUUAAUCGUCGUGCGUAAUUUUGCGUGGGUUGAUACAUGUAGAAUGUUUGUAUUCCUUUCUUCGAUGAUGAUUUGGUAUUUUUUUUUUAUUUAUAAACGCGCAUACGAAGCUGAUGCCAUAAUGACUGACGACUUUUGCUCUAGGCAAAAUGUGUUCUAUAAGUUCCUUCCUCCUUAAUUUAUUAUCGUGCAUGUUUACUACACAAAACACACUUACAUACGUCAUGAUUGAAUGCAGUUUAUGCGCAAUAACUACUCUCUCGUACAUACACACACACACACACACUCACUCACUCACUCAUACGGAUCGUAUACCGCGGGCUGCCGCGUGGCGUUUCAUGCUUUUCGAACCAGUGAUCGGUAAUCUCUAAAAACGCGCGGCAGCCCCGUUGCACCUUGGACAGGUGCGAAAUCCUCUCAGAACUCUCAUCACAUCGCUGAGUAUCUAAUUUAUGUGUACAUUGUGAAUAAUAUAGUGCGACUUGGUGUAAAUUAUUAUUACGAUUUAAGACAGGUGCGAGCACAUACCGAGAUUGACUGUAUUUUUUAUACAAAAUGACAUACUACAACAAAAUGUGUAAUUAUAACGAUCAUAAUUAUUAUGUACUGCGCAAGGAACAUUUUGACGAAGUGUAGAGCCCGCCGUCGAGCGGGUGGCUAAAUACCAAUAAAUGUCAAACCACAUUUAUUCAUAAUGAAAACAAA